This is a messenger RNA of Phalacrocorax carbo (great cormorant), 5472 nucleotides long. The record is from RefSeq and is a predicted model, not a curated record. Lineage: Eukaryota; Metazoa; Chordata; Aves; Suliformes; Phalacrocoracidae.
UCUUCCAUUCCUCCUCUACCACGGGCAGCGGUCGGCUGAGCCCCCGCAGGUAGAAGCGCUGCCUCUGCCACCUGUCUCGGCCGCUCCGCGCGUUUUGCAGCAUUAUCGGGAACCGCCGCUGCCUGCCCGCGGGGCUAGGGCAGGUACGAGGGCCGGCCGUGCUACGCCGUGCCGGCGGCCCCUCUAGCCUCUCAUCACCCUUUCUGUCUCUGUCCCGCAGUAGCGCCUGGUCCCGUCGUCCCGCAAAGCCUCCCAGGCGGCUGCGGUGCGUCCAUGUGAACCCUGGCCGCGGGGUUCUCGCCCGCGGUUCCGAAGGCUGCGCACCCUCCGGUCUUGCCCCCCGGCAGUGGUGGUAGGUGGAGGACGUCGAGGCAGCGCUGGAGUGAGCAGGGGCGGCAUGGCGUCCUGGCGGCGAAGACGGCCGGGGCCCGGCUUGGCGCGGCUGUGGGGUUUGUGCUGCCUGGUGCUGGGCUCCUGGUGGGGCGCGCUGGGCUGCCCUGCGUCCUGCCGCUGCAGCUCCUGGCGGAUCUGGUGCGCGGAGCCGGUGCCAGGCAUCAUCUCCUUCCCCGUGCCGCAGCGGAGCACCGAGGGCGACAAUGUCACCGAGAUUUACAUUGCAAACCAGCAGAAAUUAGAAAGUAUCAAUGACAAUGACGUCGGAUUUUAUGUCGGACUUAAAAAUCUGACUGUGGUGGAUUCAGGCUUAAGGUUUGUGUCCCAUCAGGCAUUUGUGAAAAACGUCAACCUACAACACAUCAAUUUAUCCAGAAACAAGCUCUCAAGUUUGUCCAAGAAGCCUUUUCGCCAUCUGGGUUUGUCUGAUCUGAUAUUGGUGGACAAUCCAUUCAAGUGUUCCUGUGAAAUUAUGUGGAUCAAGAAAUUUCAAGAGACCAAGUUCUACAGAGAAACUCAGGAUUUAUAUUGCAUAGAUGACAACAUCAAGAGGACAGCCUUGUUGGAUAUGACAGUCCCAAACUGUGACUUGCCCUCAGCAAACUUAAGCAAUUACAACAUCACCGUGGUGGAAGGAAAGAGCAUCACAUUGUACUGUGAUACUACUGGAGGGCCACCCCCUAAUGUAUCCUGGGUGCUCACUAAUCUUGUUUCAAACUAUGAGAGUGACACAAGUAAGAAUCCUGCCUCGCUAACCAUAAAGAACAUUUCAUCUGUGGACAGCGGACUGUGGAUUUCUUGCGUAGCAGAUAAUAUUGUGGGAGAGGACCAAGCCUCUGCCAAGCUCACGGUAUUCUUUGCACCAAAUAUCACAUUUAUUGAAUCUCCAACUCCGGACCAUCACUGGUGUAUUCCUUUCACUGUGAAGGGGAACCCUAAGCCCACAUUGCAGUGGUUCUAUGAAGGGUCUAUGCUGAAUGAGUCUGAAUACAUCUGUACUAAAAUACAUGUUAUCAAUCAAAGUGAAUACCACGGCUGCCUUCAGCUGGACAACCCUACCCAUCUGAACAAUGGUGCUUAUACCUUACUAGCAAAGAAUGAGUAUGGAAAAGAUGAAAAAUGGGUUAAUGCUCAUUUCAUGUCAGUGCCUGGAGAUGAGUAUGAAACCACACCUAAUGGCCUUGGAGACACCAUGAAUAACAGUAAUCGAAUCACUUCUGCAGAAGUUUCCAACAAAGAGAAUGAAGAUAGUAUCACUGUGUAUAUGAUGGUGGGAAGUGCAGCACUGGUGUGCACUGGCUUAGUAAUAAUGCUCAUUAUUCUGAAGUUUGGAAGACACUCUAAGUUUGGGAUGAAAGGUCGUUCUUCAAUUAUCAGCAAUGAUGACGAUUCGGCAAGUCCCCUCCAUCACAUCUCAAAUGGCAGUAACACUCCCUCUUCUUCUGAGGGGGGUCCUGAUGCAGUCAUCAUUGGGAUGACAAAGAUUCCCAUAAUUGAAAAUCCCCAGUACUUUGGAAUUGCCAGAAGUCAGCUUAAGCCAGACAACUUUGUUCAGCACAUCAAACGCCACAGUAUUGUUCUUAAAAGAGAACUUGGAGAAGGAGCCUUUGGGAAAGUCUUUCUGGCUGAAUGCUAUAACCUUUGUCCCAAGCAGGACAAGAUCUUGGUGGCAGUGAAGACACUGAAGGAUGGCAGUGACAAUGCCCGCAAGGACUUCCACCGUGAGGCAGAGCUGCUGACUAACCUGCGUCAUGAGCACGUUGUCAAGUUCUAUGGCAUCUGUGUCGAGGGUGAUCCACUCAUCAUGGUCUUUGAGUAUAUGAAGAACGGAGAUCUUAACAAAUUCCUCAGGGUACACGGACCAGAUGCAGUAUUGAUGGCAGAAGGCAACCGUCCUGCUGAGCUGACUCAGUCACAGAUGCUUCACAUUGUCCAGCAGAUUUCAGCUGGUAUGGUUUACUUGGCAUCACAGCACUUUGUGCAUCGGGAUCUUGCUACCCGGAAUUGCCUGGUUGGCGAGAACCUGCUGGUGAAGAUUGGGGAUUUUGGGAUGUCUAGAGAUGUGUACAGCACAGACUACUAUAGGGUUGGAGGUCACACGAUGCUACCUAUUCGUUGGAUGCCUCCAGAAAGUAUCAUGUACAGGAAGUUCACCACAGAAAGUGAUGUGUGGAGCUUGGGGGUCGUAUUGUGGGAAAUAUUUACCUAUGGCAAACAGCCAUGGUAUCAGCUGUCAAACAAUGAGGUGAUUGAGUGCAUCACUCAGGGACGAGUGCUGCAGCGACCUCGCACGUGCCCCAUGGAAGUAUAUGAGUUGAUGCUGGGCUGUUGGCAAAGGGAGCCUCACAUGAGGAUCAAUGUCAAAGAAAUCCAUUCUCUCCUCCAGAACUUGGCUAAGGCAUCUCCAGUUUACCUGGAUAUUUUAGGCUAAAACAUCCUAGCAUUUCUUCUUAUGGUCUGCGUGAAUGAAUGUGUUCAACUGCCACUGAACUCCAUUAAAAUGUGUUCUUUGACAGUAUUAAUGACAAAGAUAUGGAGAAGCUUUCAAAGGGCAAGCAAUGUGCACUUCUCCACCUAUAUACACAGUACUAACAUUUUAGACAUUACUGAAACAUAUACUCUCUCUUUCAGUUUCUAUCAUUUUUCCUCUAAUUAAUUUAGCUUCUGCAUUAUUGUAACUCUGCAUAGUCAAAGGCCUUAAAAAGUUGAUCUCUUAUAUCAGCACUCUCCAGGUAGCCCACCACAACUAACAAUGCCUUGUUGUAUUCAUGCCUUUGAUGUGGAAGAAAAAAGGGAAAAAUAUAUUUGACUCAAACUUUGUGAUUUCUGCUGUAUAGAUACUGGGAAUCUCUUUGUUUUUGCCUCAGUUUUUUUUUGCUUCAGCAUGUGGGUAGAAAAGACUAAUGUUCUCUAUAAGAAACAUUUCUUGCAGAGACAAAGCUAGAUGGAAUGAAAACAGCACUUAUGUGAUCCACUAUCUGAAGAAACUGUGGGAUCAGAUGGCAUCUAACCCCACUAAAAAAAACCACUGAAACAAUUUGAUGGAAGGCAAGAGGUGGUUUAGCACUUUUCUUGGACAGUCUUUUUGAGGAAUAAAGGGAUUGUUCAAGGAAGUGCGUGGCCAGCAUUUUUCUUUGCCAGAUGCAAGUCUGUGGUAAAAGGGAAAAAGAUAUUGUCUGUACUGCACACAAUUAUUUUACAAAAUUAUGAACAAAACACUUGCCCUUAUUUUGUCUUCUGGUAGGAUACUGGCAUGUCACUGCUAUAAAAAUAUUCUCCAGCUAGUCUUUGGUAAUUAAGGCUGAAGCUAGGCUUAUAUAAUGUACAUGAUUAAUUUCAGGAUCAAGUGUUUAAGCUAAGGAUUUUGUUAAGAUAGGGCAAGCUAUAGAUGCUGGGGCAGGUGUAUGUAUGGUGCUAGUCCAGCAGCAUAUUCCUUCCUUCCUCAAUUUUUUUUUAAACUCUGCAAGCAAAACUGUGAAUGUUAUUUGUUGAUUAAUGUCCUUUGUGCAGAAAUUAAUCUCUCAUCUUGUAGUACACCCUUGUACUAAGUCAUAUAUAUAUAUAAACUUCAUAUAGCUAACUCAUAAUAGCAUAACUUAUAUUUCAUUAGAAGGGGCUAAUGGAGGACACAGAUGCUACAGAUACAAAACUGCUAUUACAUGAAUAAUCUAAAACACAGAGAUCACUGGUUAUGUUUGAGCCAUGGUGGGGGAUAGAGUGAGAUCCUUGGACAAAAUAAAUAUGACUCUGAGAUUAUGGCUUACUAUUUGGAGUGCAAAGACCCUGAAUUCAGCACCAUGUUUGUGUUGAUGCUAGUGUUGUCAUUCCAAACAUCCACUUAAAAAAAAAUUAUUCCUUUUUGAUUGGAUGGGCAUUGUAUAUAUACAGCAUUUGCAUGACCACUGUGUUGAUGACAAACGCAUGGGUAUAGCUGUUGUUUUUUCAAACUGGAAGUUGAAGAUUUCAAAUUUAGAGGUAGGAUUAUUUUUAAUAUGAAUUCUUACAAAUGAAAACCUACCUUACCUAGUCCUCAAAACUUUUGCCUCCCUUUAUGAGGGGGCAUUGCUGCAAAAAAAAAAAAAAGAGUGAUUUUUCUUUUCUUUUUCUCUUUAUUUUCCUUAUUGACAUGAGGCAGACCAAAAUAGACCUUCACCUUGUGUUGGGAGUAUUGUAUUUAAUAAAUUAAGCAUUUUAUUUUUGCAAGUGCUCCCAUAAUAUUCUUAAUAUUUCAUUUACUUGCAUAUAUUAUUUAUUGAGGCACUUUAGGUUUUUCCUUCAGAAGCUUUUAGAGAUAGCUCAUAAAUAUUUUGAACAUUUCCAAAAGAAAACAGUUCACUGGACAGUGGUGGAUUUUUACCCUUCUCAAUGUCAUUGAAAAGGCAGCAUUACAAAUAAACAUGAGCAUAUAACUAUAAAGCCAUACUCAGUUAUCAUUAAUAAACUAGAUGUUAUUUCUUAACCAGUACUGAACUGAAAACAUACAAAAAGUGUAAGGAAGAUUCCUACAAAAUCAACCUUAAAUUUUUACUAGACUGUCUUAGAAGUUCACAUAGAAACCUAGAUAAAGACUUAGCAUCCACUGAAACCCAUUCUGCUGGAAUCUGAUUUUUAUAAUUUAAAGGAAUUUGCAAAUAAUUUUCAACAUAACAGCAGUAGAGGAGGAAGGUGUCAGAGUCUGCUGAUACUGUGCAGUGGGAAAGGGUUGCAGGUGGUGGAAGGGGAGGUGUUAAGCUUCUGUCUGCUGUAUUCUGUCUUAGUUUCUUAUGAGCUUAAGAAAAAGGCAUCUGAGAUGCUUCUGCUGCAGCACAGGCUCCAGCCUGAAAGCAAAGUGUUUUGCAAGCACUGAAAGAAUGUAUACCCACACAAAAAAACCCAAAAUCAAACAACAAAAGGAAACCCAACACCGCCCCAAAAUUGUACUUAGUGGCAUCUUAUUUUUGAUUUACUUGUGAGACUAUUAGAGUGAUUUUAGAGAAUAGCUAACAUUACAAAGCAUUGUGCAAUAACAUAGCAGUAUGUUAAACUUCAAAAGGACCAAAUGUUCUACAAAGCCACCAUAUGGAUAAUCUUAAGCUAUAU